Molecule: messenger RNA, 504 nt
Organism: Eucalyptus grandis
Lineage: Eukaryota; Viridiplantae; Streptophyta; Magnoliopsida; Myrtales; Myrtaceae
Product: pentatricopeptide repeat-containing protein At1g63400-like
Exons: 1
Coding region: 1-504 (167 amino acids)
Molecular function (GO): protein binding
Source: RefSeq, a predicted model, not a curated record
AUGCCCAAUGUUCUAACCUUCAGUAUCCUGGUGGAUGCACAUUGUAAAGAGGGAUUGCUUGUAGAGGCAGAGGCCAUAGUCGACCACAUGAUUCAAUUAGGUAAAAUGCCUCAUAAUUUCAUUUAUAGUACAAUGAUGAAUGGUCAUUGUUUGCAAAAUAGGAUGAAAGAUGCAAUGGAAGUGCUUAAUUUGAUGGUUGAAAGAGGCUGCUCACCUGAUGUUGUUACUUAUAACACAUUGAUUAACGGAUACUGCAAAGCAAAAAGAAUGGACAAGUCAAAGAUGCUUUUCCAAGAAAUGCUCCAAAGGGGCCUGAUUCCUGGUGUCAUAACAUACAGCACUCUCAUGGACGGAUUAUGCAAGGUUGGGAACCUUGAAGCCGCGGCGGAGCUAAUUAAUGAGAUGCAGUCUCACAAUCUAUCUCCAAAUCAUUAUACCUUGAGUUCUUUACUCGAUGACUUGUGUAAAACACAGCAGAUUGACAAGGCCAUGAUAUUGCUUUGA